UGACGUCGUGUAGUCUGGUGUACUACACUGGCUUUCCCAGCCAGGGCAGUGAUUCACGUAACGCGGCCACAGCACGAUUACUUCAACGCGAUUACCUCAACAGAAUGAGCACAGACUAGCUGGGUCGAUAUUGUAUUGGAGGAAGUGCACGACCUCUGUGUGUAGUGAAGGGCCCGUGAGUGAAAACAAUCAUUUCUUGAAAGAGUCGAUGGCUUAUAAAUUGUGAAUCGUUAUAUCUGCAAGGUUUUGCCGCACCAGAAAAAAUCUGUGUUGACUACACUUAAAGAAAUAUCGGCCCGGUACUGUUGAUUUGAUACCAAAGAAAAUGGCACUUCAGGUGUACGAUGUCGCGUGCUUUCUGUUGUUUGCAGUAGAACUGUACCACAUGCUUGCUCACGUGCUCAUCAUGUGCGGCAUCCGGACACUCCCACGGAAAGACCUUGUCCGAGUCCGUCUAUAUUUUAUGCUGGACACGCUCACUGUAUUUAUAACAUCUUUCUUGUUGACCAACAGACUGAAAUGGCUGGCCACGCUACAGAUUAUACAGCAUCUGUUUUAUUUUAUUACAUGGGAUAAAUCUUACAUGGCAAAAAGGAUCAUAGAUUGGAGCUCCCUGGACUGGUUCAAAAACCAACCCAGACGGCCACAGAUCGACUCAUUCCUUGGCACGCUGUUCGACGUUCUGGUUCACGCGGCGAUGAUGUACGUGAUUGGCGAACAGAUGAGCAUGAUCAGUCUGCUGUUGGCCAUGGUCACUGGCCCCACUGUCCUCUACGCUGUUCUCUUCAACUCCAAGUUCGCCUGGACCAGCCCCAACAAGGUACCGCGGUGGAUUGAGAAACGUGUCGGAAAGCUGGCGUUAGAUGAAGAAUGAAAUUUCCAGCGGAUUCAAUGUUGUUUGAAACAGAACGUUUACGUUGUUCCUGCUUAAUUAAGUUAUGCAUUUGUUUCUUAACUAUUUAUACAUAUUUUACUAAAUUUGCGAUAGGCAACUACAUUUUUUUCAACUUUUUUUUCUGAAUACUUACGUUAAAAAACUGAGAGAAAACAUUGCAGAAAACAGGAUACGUUAAAAGUAUCGAGUCCAAAUUAAACCUGUUUUUGUGUGUGUGCUGCUGAUGUGUUAAUUAAGCUGCUAAAAAUUUGAUUUGCCAUGUAUUGUCCCCGGCCCUAUACCGACUCCUAAUUAUUUCCCGACCCAGAAGGACAAGUAUUGACUCUGAUCUGACUUACAAAGUGAUUUGGUAAACAAAGCUAAUGGUUCAGUCUAAACUAGUAGGGGAGUGUGUAUCAUUAAUCUAGGGUGUGUAUCGUUAAUCUAGGGUGUGUAUCAUUAAUCUAGGGUAUAUAUCAUUAAUCUAGGGUGUGUAUCAUUAACCUAGGUGGCGAGUGAUAUUUUGGGGGAGUGAAGGGGUGGUGGUCAAUUAAUGUGAUAUAAUAUAUAUUUGGUGAUUUUUUUUCUAUUACAAUAAAAUUCAUGUUUUGGAGGGGAGAAGAGGUGUUUGAAUUUUGUGAUGAUAGGGGGGCAGGGGGCAUAGAAGGAUGAAAUGUGUUUUCAUUAAUUGGGGGUCUGAAACCUUAUUAGUGAGACGCGAACGUCCACACACGUUGGUUGUUUGAUUUAAUGUGAUUUUAUUUAUCUAGACUUUCUUGCUUGCAUAGAUUUCCUGCUUUAAAAAUUGCCUAAAUCAAAUGUAUAAAUAUGGUAUCAUGUUUUGAACACUUUCAAAAUGAUCAUGAAAUGAAUUAUGUGAUCCAAGUACUCUUGUUUGUGUACAAUUAUCCCGGUGAAUUUGUUGUCAUUGAUAAACGCAAGUCCGUUAAUUGUGUUUAUAUUAAUGCAGUUGUACUAUAAUUAUUUUUUACAAGCACUGAGUUGUUUUUUUAACUGAUAACGUUCGUUAUCAUGUAACGAAUAUAGACAUUUUGUUUUGUUGUUGCAAUUUUUUUAUGGAAUAAACUUUAGGCCGACAUAAAA
Messenger RNA from Physella acuta, 1978 nucleotides. RefSeq lists its product as uncharacterized. The record is from RefSeq and is a predicted model, not a curated record. Lineage: Eukaryota; Metazoa; Mollusca; Gastropoda; Physidae.